UGUCUUUUUUCAGAACAACGAUCUUUCCUUUAGACUUCCAUCUCAUCCCCUCAAGAUAAUCAAACCUCCAAACCUUCACCCCCUUCGUAGCACAAUAAGUGACUCACAAUGCUUAAGUCUGACCACCCUACCGUCACUGCAGCCAACGUUGCCUUGAAGGAGCAUGGCAUGAUCUACCCUAUCGAUACCUACUAUGCGCAAACCUCUCUCUCCGCCAAGUUCAAAGGUCGAUUCGGGAUCUUGCUGGGUAUCGUCCAGCUUCUCAUUAAUCCACUGGCUACGAAUCUAUGCUACUAUCAACCGGAGCGAACAGCAUCAACUCUGGACGCCAGCACUGGGGCUCUAGUCAGCUAUCAACCUAGUGUUCGGUGGACUCUCCCGGGCACUGAUUCUGUAGUACACGAGAAGCAAGUCAGCCCAGUGGAUGUAGUACCCAAGGGAAAGUCAGUUCUCGAGGAAAGUGUUAAGCACAAGCCAGCUUCAACCCCAGAUGCCAACACGGGUGCUCUAGUUGUCUACCAACCUACGGUUCGCUGGAACUUCCCCAGCGCCGGUCAGGUCAGCCUCGUGAAGACAAUUCCCAAGAGCCAUCGCACGGCAGUGGCAUUUCACCUGAUUCAGAAGAUCGUGGGAGAGAACACUGUCAAGCAGACACUUAAGAUCAUGUACACUCCAAAUCUCGACAGCAACAUGCGUGCCCUCGUUGUCUACCAGCCUGUAGUUCGCUGGAACCUCUGUGGUUCUGUGGUCCUCCAGAAGAAACGGGUCAGUGGAGUGGAUGCAUUUCCCGAGGACCCGCUUGAAAAGAUUAUACUUGAAGAAAGACGGGGUGCUGCGGUCGCAUUCAUGUUAAUUCAGAAGAUCAAGGGAGAGAAGAUUCCUCUGAUACCGGAGACACCCAAGCGAGAGCCUGUUCGCCGUGCUCCUAGAGGGAACCUUCUUCUCAGUCUAGUUCUCAACAACAAGAAGGCCAACGACAGGGUCUCCAGCCCUGUUGAUGUCAAAACGACUCCUUCUACGCCUGCGAAACUUGCUGUUGCCACUUCCACUCCUCUUACCCUUGCUUAUGGCCCCAUUUUGCCUUCCACUCCCAAGCGCGGACGUAUCUCCGGUGGAGUAGCUCUCGGCACUCCUAGAAAGAAGGGCAAGGAGAACAAGGCCGAGGUCAAGGUAGCAGAGGUCAAUGCUGACGAGAAUAAUGGGAAGCCGAUUCCUAGCCCUGCCGCGGCUGCUGCUUACGCUCGCCGCCGUCACCGCCGUCGUCAGAAUUAAGAGGCUGAAUCUGGCCACCGCUGGUACUCCAAAGGCAUCUUUGCAAACUCUUCGCUUCGAUCUGCGAAGUAGCGCGUCUCCUCCUAUAGACAUGCUUCGUCUCAUAACAAGGACUCAGGAUCUUCGACUCUAACGC
Somion occarium is the source of this 1408-nucleotide messenger RNA. Lineage: Eukaryota; Fungi; Basidiomycota; Agaricomycetes; Polyporales; Cerrenaceae. The record is from the annotation of a GenBank genome assembly.